Bradysia coprophila is the source of this 1249-nucleotide messenger RNA. RefSeq lists its product as uncharacterized. NCBI's taxonomy places the organism in Eukaryota, Metazoa, Arthropoda, Insecta, Diptera, Sciaridae. The record is from RefSeq and is a predicted model, not a curated record. Gene Ontology annotation, cellular component: extracellular matrix.
UUUUAAUAAGCUUUGCGUCGGGUGGAGUCUAGUAUAUAAGGGACCCUCAAAUCUAUGGUCAGCUAUCAGUUACUUGUUAGCUACAAUUUGAAGUGGUUGUUUCCAUUACUUUCAAUCAGUCACCAAAUAAAUCAUAAACAUUUUCAAAAUGUUCUCCAAAGCCUUUGUAUGCCUCGUUGUAUUGGGAGUUGCAACUGCAUCCUAUAUCCCAGUGGCCCAUUACGAUGAACAUCACGACGAAUACUCCCACCCACACUACUCAUACAACUAUGGUGUUCAUGAUGGACAUACCGGAGAUGUCAAAUCCCAACACGAAAGCCGAGAUGGAGAUGUUGUCAAGGGACAAUACUCUUUGGUCGAACCAGACGGUUCCGUACGUACCGUUGACUACACCGCUGAUGACCACCAUGGUUUCAACGCAGUCGUUUCCAAGACCGGCCCAACUGUUCACGCUCAUGCCGUCCAUGCUGCUCCAGUAGUACAUGCCGUCCAUGCUGCCCCAGCUCAUGUUGUGCACGCUGCCCCAGCCCAUGUUGUGCAUGCUGCUCCAGCUCAUGUUGUGCACGCUGCCCCAGCUCAUGUUGUGCACGCUGCCCCAGCUCAUGUUGUGCAUGCUGCCCCAGCACACUACAGUGCCGUUUCGCAUCAAUCCAUCUCCGCACCAUCGCAUUAUGCUUCAUACGCUCCAGCUGCCCAUUACGGUUAUGCCCAUGGUGGAUGGUAAUUUGGAAAUUUUCGAACGACAACGGAAUUGUGAUACUCACCAACUUUAUGCAUAAUAAUUUUAUUCACCCGCAUCAAAGCUGCCAUUUGCAUUUACGGUUUUAUCAUAAAUAUGUCCCUUUCACACCAUUUGUUAUGUGUUUCUUGUUCUUAAUUCUAUAUUGUGACUAACGGAAAUGCGGCUGUUAAUAUUGCAGCUGUACAACCACCAGACGAGUUCCAAUCCCUUUUCCAUUUACUUUAAUUUAUAAAACACUUUCACUUUGUCUAGAACAUCUCUCUUUUGCCUUUGGUAAAUCACAGCUUUACUACGAUAGUUCGGCAUUUUCAAUUAAUUGCUCAAUUUUACAAUUACUUUUCUGAAUAGUGCCGGUGUCAAAUUUUCAUUAUUUAUAAUUGAAGCGUAAAUGUAAAUUUAAAAAAAAAAUGUUUUGUAAAUUAUAUUUUAUUAAUAGGAAUUUCAUCUGAUAAAGAGAAUCAAAAUAAAUGAAUUUUUUAUGAGCUGUACUCAUAUGAACUCGAAAAA